Molecule: messenger RNA, 5310 nt
Organism: Lichtheimia ornata
Lineage: Eukaryota; Fungi; Mucoromycota; Mucoromycetes; Mucorales; Lichtheimiaceae
Exons: 6
Coding region: 1-5310 (1769 amino acids)
Biological process (GO): mitotic spindle organization; microtubule-based movement
Molecular function (GO): microtubule motor activity; ATP binding; microtubule binding
Source: RefSeq, a predicted model, not a curated record
AUGGCACCUUGUACACCUACCAACACAAAAACAUCAACCAAGGAGACAGCACAAGUGCAAGUGGCACUUCGUGUUCGUCCUCUCACAUCGCAAGAUCGUGCUCAGCCAAGGUUCUCCCAAUCGACCGAAUCCGAUGUCGUGCAGAUCCACAAUGACAGCCUCACGGUCGUACCACAUCAUAAAAGCUUCUCAUUCGAUCACGUGUUUGGCACCGACAGCACGCAAGAGCAGGUCUUUUCUACUGUAGCAUCCAACAUGGUGGAUCGAUUCAUUGAUGGAUACAAUGUGACAAUCUUAGCAUAUGGCCAAACUUCAUCAGGCAAGACAUACACGAUGGGCACCGAAAUAGGACAUGACCAACGUAACCCUGAACAUGAAGGCAUUAUCCCAAGAGCUAUGACUGCCCUUUUCAAUAAGCUGGGUCAUGCCAAGAAUAAACGUCCAAACAGUACUAUCGUGCCACCAUCAUCACAACAACAAAGUGGGCUUCCGCGGCGACCCAUGCAGACAUCUCCUAACAACAAUACAUCACCAUCAUCAACAACAUCACCACCACCUACUCGAUUACGACCCAUGUCCAUGAUGGUGAAUCGACGUGUAUCCACAAGUUCACUUAAUGAUCAACAUCGUGAGCAUGCACAGCAAAGCAAAUCAUCAAGGUGCACCGUCAAAGUAUCCUUCGUGGAGAUCUAUAAUGAAGAGUUGGUGGAUUUAUUAAACCCGGCACCGGCAUCGGAACGACCACCCGUCACUGUGCGUGAAGACCCCAAGGGCCAGAUUUAUUGGACCGGUGUUAAGGAGGUACCUGUCGAAAGUACAGAUGAUGUAUUGAGAUACUUGCAGAUGGGUACUCUUAAUCGAGCCACUGGGUCAACCGAUAUGAAUGCCAAAUCAUCACGUUCGCAUGCCAUCUUUUCAGUUACGCUAAAGCAAGAAAAAUGGGUACCAGCAACAACAUCAACAACCUCACCUGCAUCAUCCAAAACCACCACCACCACUACAUCAUCAGGCAUUCGACAACCACAAUCGACUCGAUCAACAAUGAUUGGUAGACGUAGUAGUACAAUGAACGUGCGUGCUAUGGUGGGCCAAAUGGAAAAGCAGCAGCAGCAUGAUGAUGAUAAUGGCAAAUGGGUCAUUAGCCAUUCAAAGUUCCAUUUUGUCGAUUUAGCCGGCUCUGAACGAUUGAAAAGGACAGCAGCACAAGGUGAUCGACGCAAAGAAGGGAUCAAUAUCAAUGCUGGGUUAUUGGCGCUGGGAAAUGUUAUUUCGGCAUUGGCGGAUAGCCAUCAUUAUUCCUCAUCAUCACCUUCCUCCUUGAAACAACGUCCGACACCUCAUAUUCCUUAUCGUGAUUCUAAGCUCACUCGACUGCUGCAAGAUUCACUUGGUGGAAACGCCACAACGCUCAUGAUUGCUUGUAUUAGCCCUGCCGAGGUUAAUCUUGUGGAGACUGUCAAUACGCUGAAAUACGCCCAUCGAGCUCGCAAUAUCAAAAAUCGUGUCGAACGCAAUGAGACUGAAGAAUGGCUCACCAAUGAUAAUCCAGAAUAUCUACGUGGCCUCAUCAACAAGCUCAAAGCCGAAGUACGUCACCUAAAGACACAAGCAGCUGCAAACAACCAAGCAUUACCACCAUCACCCCAAUCGUUGCCAACACCAUCCGUAUCCAUGGAUAAUGUUUCAGCUACUACUACGACCACCACCACCAUCGCAGAAGACAAUGUAGCGGAGUUGAGACGCCAAAUUGUGGAAUUGCAAAAGGAAGUAGCAAUGGCACGAGAACGCAAUCAGCACGUGGAAAAGGAGCUGCAGCGAAAACAGGAUUUGGAUUUUCAGCAUCUUGUUGAACCUGUCAUUGCUGAGUAUGAGAAGUCUGUAUCAGCAUUGGAGUCACAACUCGCUAUGGCGCGCGCUGCCCUUUCGCAUUCAGAUCAAGCACUUGCUGAGCAAGAAGCCAAACUUGCACAAUACGCAACAUUGCAUGAGAAUGAGCAAGAGACUUUAUCAGAGCUCAAGGCACGCUUGGCCAAGUCUACAGAACGUGAGCAGACCAAUGAGAACUAUAUCGCUGAACUCGAAGGCAAGCUUGCUCGUACCGUGGAUGAAGCUUUGGAGGAUCAACAAAUGUUGACGGACUUGCGCCAAAAACUUGUCAAGUUCAAGGAGAUGGAUGAGAGCACUGAGCAAUACAUUCAUGAUAUCGAGACUCGCUUGGCACAUUCAGAGCAAGAACGUGAUCGAUUAUUGGAACUUUGUAAAGAAGCUCAGACCAAGCUUUCAGAACAACAAAGUCAACUUGAUACCAUCCGAAAGCGAUUGUCCACCACUGGCAAAGAUGCGGAUCAACAAGCACUGUUAAUUGAAGAUCUUGCACGCUCUGAAACCCGUUGCCGUGAAUUGGAGAACGAGUUGCUUAGGUUAAGGGAUACAUUGCAUACUCGCGAAGAACAAGUUGUCCAAGAUCAGCAUUUAUUACAAGUGGCGGAAGAGCAACCAUCUGCAUUACCCCGAGAAAAGUCACUCAAGGAUGAAUUGGCCGUUGAGGAAGCAACCAUUGAAAUACGGGAUCGACUUGCUCAAAAGACGGCUGAGAUCGAAGUGCUUGAGAAAAAGCUUCUCGAAAGCAGUGGAUCGGUGGAAUCGCUCAAGGAGGAAGCCCAACAAAAGACAACCAAGGUUGAAGAGCUUUCAAAGCAGCUAGCUGAUAUGCAAGAGGCGCAUGCAGAGUGGAUCAAAACGCGUGAACAACAACAGCUUGAAAUGACUCGUCUUGAAACCUGUUUGAAAGAAGCACGUGUUGCCAUGGAGACGACACAGCAAGAGCUGCAAACAUUACAAGCAACACAUGCAUCGGAGCUGCAUGACGCACAGGCCACAGCACAUCAAGCAUUGACUGAUCAAGAGCAACGUUUCCAAGCAAUUCUUGAACAACGCAUGGAUGAAGCUGAACAAGCUCGACAAGAUGCCCAAGUCCUGCUUCAAGUACAAGAACGUCAACAAAGCAUCAUUGGAACUUUGGAAGAGAAGAUGCGUGCCAUGGAUGAACUUGUGCAGAGCCUUCGACAACAAUUGGCUGAUCGUGAUCGACAAAUCAAUGAGCUAGAGCGUAUCAACAAUGACAAAUCACAAAUGGUCAAGGAUCUUCAGGAUCGUGUACAACAAGUCCUUUAUGAAGUGCGUACGGUUGGACUUGAACGCAAUCAGCUUGAUGUUGUCAUUCAAUUCCUUGAAGCGGCUCUGAGACAGCAAGAUCGCAAAGCUGAUAAGGCGAUGUUGGCUAUUCAAGAUCUUCAAAUGCAUUGUACCGGUCGCAGUGAUCAAGUCCAUGAAAAAUCCGACAGCAUUGAUCAACUUGAGCAAGAGAAAAAGUCAUUGGAGCGUGCCCUUGUUGAUAUGACACGGCGUGUGAAGAAGCAUGAAGCACUCAUUGCCACUUUUCAACAACAGCUUCGGCUUAGUCAAGAGGCUCUUACGGAGCAAGAUGAGGCUAUGGAUCAAAUCAAGGUCGAAGUUGAGGAAGCGAAACGGAUACGAAGUCGCAUGGAUGAAGUUGAAAAGGAUUUGGAGAAGACACGCAAUGAACGAGAUACCCUUACCAAUGAAUUGGCAUCAUUUAAGAAGCAGCUUGAGAAUGCAGAGAAGGCACUUGCUGAGGAAGCUCAAAAGUCAACACGAUUGCAAAGCAGCAUUGCUACGUUGGAGCACACCUUGGAUACUGAACGUUCACUGAUUGCAGCCAAUGAUACGACUGGAAUGAUGUCAAUGUUGCAAGACAAAUGCAAAGCGCUGGAAAAGGUCAAAGAUGAGCUUAUGCAACAACUACAACAUGCGAACACGACAUUGGAUGAAACACGACGUGAUAAGGAUAAUACGGUUGCUUCAUUGGAAUCAUUAUUGCAAACAACACAAGCACGACUUGAUGAAGCUGUUGCCAGCCAUGCUCAACAAUGCAAGCAAAUUGAAGCUCUUCAACAACAUCAACAGCAACAACUUUCUGCCAAUGGAAGAAGGAGACGAUUGACGAAUGAGAGCCAAGAUAGCGGAUUACCUGAUGAACGACACUUGUCGAGUCUUGCGAAACGAGAUCGUGAUCAUCGAAUGGGACGAUCAUCACACAGCGGCAGUAGUGAGGAUCUUCCAGCCAAUGCAUCUCGACAGCACGUGAGGAUGUCGACACAUGAUCCAACACUUGAAUCAAUACACAAGCUUCAGGCACGAUUUCGAGAAAAAUUGACGAGCUCCGAAGGCCAAGAAGAGUUGCUUGAUAAGCUACUUCAAUUGAUGACUGAAAAUUCGCAAUUAUCAGUGCAAGUCAAUGAUCUCGAAGGACAAUUGGUGACCCAGCGUAGUCAAUCAGCACUUGAGAAUAAGAGCUUGGAGCUUGAAGUGAUGAAGUUAUCAGCUGCCAACGAACGAUUGGAACGUGAAAUGGAACAAGCCAUGCCUCGUAGCCAUAGCAACGCAUCGAUUGCAUCAACACGAAGCCCACGCAAUUCAAUUUUGCUUAUGAAUGCAUCAUCUCCACCACAAACACCACGCGUUGGGUCGCCCAAAGUGUUUGCACGUCAAUCAUGCACGCUUGGCAAAUCAGCAUCAUUUCGUAUUGUACGUGAUGUUGAACCAAGUCUUUCAACACCAGCUGCUAGUAAACGGGCAUCAGCAACAUCCAUUCGACCUACCAUGCCACGACCACGUGUACGAGCACAAUCCACUGUGUUACCACCACCAUCCGCUCCACCUUCCAAUCCACUUCCUCCUGUUCCAGCAAGGACUCGUUCUUCUCUCAUCAUCAAUCAAAGCGAACCCAUUUCUCCUUCACCUUCAUUUUCCACACCCACUGGUUUGCAACGUCAAGAUUCAGUAGCUUCUUCCACUAUUAGUGAGAUGCUCAGCAGUGAUGGCAACUUUACUACUGAACAAUACGAGAAGAUCAUUCGAUCAUUACAACGCCGUGCACUUGCUGCUGAUCAAGAUAUUCGUGCUCAUCAAGAAGUUAUCAGCAAACUCGAGUUUCAGCUUACGGGUGCAGAAGAUGCGGUCCGUAAUGUUCGACGUCAACUGGAUACUGCUCACCGUGAAAAACAAACGUACAUGCUUGAGAUUGAAAACCUGCGCUCCUCCUCGUUACCACCUGAAGUGCAACAACAUCAACAACAGCCACAGUCUGCUGAUAGCCAACUCAAACGUUUACAAGAAGAAUUGGCUGCUGAACGUGCUCUCAAAGAUAAGGCUGAAAAGGCUCGUGUCAUUCUCGAAAAUCGUAUGGAUCAGCUCAUGACAAAGCGAAACAAGUUCAUGUGCUUUUAA